Molecule: messenger RNA, 693 nt
Organism: Neurospora tetraspora
Lineage: Eukaryota; Fungi; Ascomycota; Sordariomycetes; Sordariales; Sordariaceae
Exons: 2
Coding region: 1-693 (230 amino acids)
Source: RefSeq, a predicted model, not a curated record
AUGGAGGCUAGCCUUGAUGGACUUAGUGAAGUGGGCAGUCUCCAGAUGGCCAAGCUUGAGCCGGGCCCGGUGGAGCUGGGGUGGGUGCAAAAGAGAUAUUCAGUCGUUAGAGUUGUCGCUCCUGUCUGGUACCAGUCCCGGCACAGUGGCAUUCUGGUGUUGUUGAUGAUGUGUCGGCCUUGUGCAAAGUUUUUUUUGGUUACUAAUGUCUUCGAGGUACUCAUCAGCCCAACGGGAACGGCGAUUCCGUGUCUCGGGGACCUCGUUCUUCCCGGUGAAAGUGUGCAAAAUGUCCCCUUGCGGUUGGGAUCUGUUAGCGUUCGCUGGUGGAAGCAGCGGUGGAAGUUGAGACUUGCAGCUUCUGAACCAUCGGAGCGAGUGCGGGGGGAACUGGACUCCAAUUUUCUGCGACUCCAUCUCAUCUCUUCCAGAAAUCAGCCCAACGGCGGUCGCCAUCUGGAUCCGUUCAAUCGCCAACUCCAGUCGCCCUCUCGACCGACUUGCACCCCCAACUCAAAUUGCCGGCGUCCUCUCACCACCCUCCUCAGAGAAACAGUGACGGUAGCUUCAUGCGGCCCUGAAGACGACUCGCUUUUGGCUUGGUUCCUUCCGGCUAGACCGGGACCCCGCUUAAUGGCCCUCUGGCCGCCUUUUGCGGCCGCCACAGCCAUGUUGGAGGCUACCGUGCCUUGA